CCGAAACCUUCUCUCCACUGCAGGAGAAAUCACUGGAACUCAGCAAUUAAAAUAUCACGAAAGACAUAGACAUCUACCAUUUAAAGGAUUGAGGAUCGCUUUUCACUACAAGCUCCAAGGAUUCUUCAAAUACUUCUUCUUCUUCAUCAUCCCUACGUUUCACCCUAGCUACUACAUACCUUCUCCAAUGAGCAGAAACAGAGCUUCCACUCCCCUUCACACCUUCUCUGAAUCCAUGAUGGAAGAAAACAUGGAAAGAGCCGAAUUCAUCAUCACCAAGUGGGAUAAAAACUCCUCCACCUUCACCAAACCCACCUCUCUCUUCCAAGAUAGCCGACACGAAGCCAAGGAAUUCCUCAAGUCCGUCAACCAAUUACAGCAAGCCAUGCGAUUCUUUGCCUCCAACAAAUCCUCCCCUGCAAAGCUCGUCCAAUCCCAGAGCCUCAUGCAGGUGGCUAUGAAGCGUCUCGAGAAGGAGUUUUACCAGAUUCUUUCCUCCAAUCGCGACCACCUCGACCCCGAAUCAGUCUCCGCUCGAUCCAGUAUCUCCGAUGAUGAAACCAGCCCCGAGGACGAGAUUCAGCGCGUCGGCGAAUCCUUCUCCGAGGUCGAGCAGUUCUCUACCCUGGCCAUGUCCGACCUCAGCGCCAUCGCUGGGUGUAUGAUCUCGUCCGGCUACGGCAAAGAGUGCGUUAAGAUUUACAAGGUCAUCAGAAAGUCCAUCAUCGAUGAGGCUCUCUAUAAGCUCGGAGUGGAGCGUCUCACCUCUUCGGAGAUCCCUAAGAUAGAAUGGGAGGUCCUCGAGAUCAAGAUCAAGAGCUGGCUCAAGGCCUUCAAGAUUGCAGUGAAAUCGCUCUUCCACGGCGAAAGAAUCGUCUGCGAUCACGUCUUCUCCUCCUCCGACUUCAUCCGGGAAUCCUGUUUCUCGGAUAUAACCAAAGAAGGAGCCGUUAAUCUCUUCCGGUUCCCGGAAUUCGUGUCCAAGUGCCACAAGUCACCGGAGAAGAUGUUCAGAAUGCUUGACCUCUAUAAUGCCAUCGCUGAACUCUGGUCAGACAUCGACUCCAUCUUCUCCUUCGACUCCACCUCUUCCGUCCGCUCUCAAGCUAAGAACUCACUCACGAGGCUAGGCGACACUAUUCGAGCCAUGCUGUCGGAGUUCGAAUCCGCCAUUGAGAAGGAGACAUCGAAAACCCCUAUCCUGGGAGGUAGUCUUCAUCCUCUGACUCGAUACGUGAUGAAUUACCUGUCUUUCCUCACCGAUUACAGCGGAAUCCUCUCCGAUAUAUUGGCCAAUUCCCCAUUGCCGGAGAGCGUUUCUCUGCCGGAGUCUUACUUCAAAAGCUCUGACCCUCACGAGAAUCCAUCGUCGAGGUUAGCCAUUAGGAUGGCUUGGAUCAUACUGGUGCUCCUCUGCAGACUCGAUAGCAAGGCGAAGCUAUACCAAGAAACGGCCUUGAAGUAUCUCUUCCUCACCAAUAAUCUCGCGUACGUGGUGCAGAAGGUCCAAAACUCCAAUCUGAGGUUUCUGAUGGGAGACGAUUGGGUAUCGAAGCACGACGCGACGGUGAUACAGUACACAGCGAGGUUUGAGUGGUUAGGAUGGAACAAGGUGUUAUCGGCCAUACCAGAAAAUUCGGUGGUGGCGACGACAAUGACUUCAAAGGAGGUCAAACAGUGUUUCAACAACUUCAAUUCCGAGUUCGAGCAGGCAUACAGAACUCAAUCGUCGUGGGUCGUGAUGGACAGCAAGCUUAGGGAAGAGAUUAAACUGUCCAUCGCCAAGAAACUCGUGCCGGCGUACCGGGAUUUCUAUGGUAAGUAUCGGGCCUUGGUGAGAAGCGAGAACGAUAUGGAACCGAUUGUCAGGUUCGUUCCUGAUGAUGUGGGGAACUACUUAUCGGAUCUGUUCUACGGGACCAGACCUUCCGGGAGUGCUUCAUCGUCGACGUCUUCUUCUCCGGCACAAUCGCGAGGGAAGCACUCCAGGCGGUGAUGAAACACGGGAGAGACUGUGUUUUUAAGAUAAGAGAGGGUAAUUUGAAAGAGACGGCUAAAAGAUUCUCUGCCAUGACUCAAGAAUCAUAGUCAAGAAUUGGGUAAAACUGCUAAUGAUAAUUGGCAUGUGUUCAUGUGGGAUGUGGUGUUUCUAGGCAAUUGGCUGAUAAAUUAUCCUGAAAAAGCAGAGCCCGAGACAAAUUCCAGUGAUUCUGACUGAAAUAGAAGCUUUUGGAUCAAAAUUUUGUACAUAUUCAAUUUCUCCAUACUG
Messenger RNA from Macadamia integrifolia, 2269 nucleotides. Its product is annotated as exocyst complex component EXO70H1-like. Gene Ontology annotation, cellular component: exocyst. Gene Ontology annotation, biological process: exocytosis. The transcript has a single exon. NCBI's taxonomy places the organism in Eukaryota, Viridiplantae, Streptophyta, Magnoliopsida, Proteales, Proteaceae. The record is from RefSeq and is a predicted model, not a curated record. Gene Ontology annotation, molecular function: phosphatidylinositol-4,5-bisphosphate binding. The coding region runs from base 188 to 1996 and encodes 602 amino acids.